UUUCAGAGCGGUAAGCUUGCAACAACGAAAGAGGCAUUUAUCGUGGCCACGGAGAAACAGGAGACAACUUAGCAAUUACGGAAGCGUUAUUGUGUCGGUUGCUGGAAAUAUCCCAACGGGUUGUGCGUGCAUAAAAACUGUCAGUCUGGAGCCAUGUCACGACAGAUGGAAGACAGCCAUAGAAGAUUCCUUCAAAAUAUGAUGGUCAAUGGCAUUAUUGACGAACAAGGGGCGAGGACGCUGUAUCAGCGCUGCUGUGAAACACACAAGAUGCAGCAUGUCCCUGAUAAAAUGGACGAAUUCAUUGAUACCAUCAACUCAAAGCUGCAGCCCAUAUUCAUGCAGAUAAGAAAAGGAAUGUCUGAAGACAGUGGCGAGCAGCACUACGCUCUGGUCAAUAUGGCUGAGACUGAUGUCACCAGAAUGUCGUCAAAUUAUGCGGACAAUGAACUGGAGCUCUUCAGGAAAGCAGUGGACCUGAUCGUAAGCUCUGAAACUGGCACGGCUUCCUCCACGGACAUUCUGAAUAGCGCUGACACCAUGACGUCCAAAAAGCUGAAGAAGAGUGAGACAGAGCAUCUCUUGAACCGAUUCGUGCAUGACAAGUGGCUCUGUGAGAAACGGGGUGAAUACAACUUGUCCACCAGAUGUAUCAUUGAGAUGGAGUCGUACAUCCGCACAAUGUAUCAAGACCAGGUCAAAGUCUGCCACAUCUGUCACUACAUUGCUUUCCAGUGCCAAAUAUGUGAGAAUCCGAUAUGUGGCAUAAAAAUACACAACCCAUGUGUGGCCAGAUAUUUCAAAGGAAGAUCAGAGCCACGGUGUCCAGCAUGUGAUGAAUUUUGGCCUCAUGAAAUCCCUGAAAUCAGACUGCCCAGAUCUCAGUCCAGAAGAUGAGGACUUCAGUACCAAGUGUGUUUUUUCUUUGUUGAAGUUGUUAAGUAUAAUUUUCACAAAAGUUUGUAAUUAAUCAGUUAAGGUGGAUUUUUUUUAAAUCAUUAUUAACGCCCAUCUACGUUCAGAAUUGCAGAUAUACAACAUACUGUGUUGAUUUUCUUUUUUUUCUUUUUUUAAAGAAAUGGCUGUAUGCAAAAGGUCAACUGUUUAAGUAAAACUGGUAUACACAGGGGCUACAACUGUUUUCAUUCUUACAAAUUGUAAUGAUAAUUUUCUCUUUCAAUCACUAAUAGUUUAUACUAUAGAAUGCCCAUAAAAAGACGCUGAAGCUAUUACAUGGGGCACAAAUAAAAUGAUAACAAUGUAAAACAUGAUCAACGGAAGUUUAAUUUUGUUAAGCAUAGUCAGUUUUAUUUGAUAC
Scomber scombrus (Atlantic mackerel) is the source of this 1318-nucleotide messenger RNA. Its product is annotated as non-structural maintenance of chromosomes element 1 homolog. The coding region runs from base 154 to 897 and encodes 247 amino acids. NCBI's taxonomy places the organism in Eukaryota, Metazoa, Chordata, Actinopteri, Scombriformes, Scombridae. The transcript is spliced from 8 exons. Gene Ontology annotation, cellular component: nucleus; Smc5-Smc6 complex. The record is from RefSeq and is a predicted model, not a curated record. Gene Ontology annotation, biological process: double-strand break repair via homologous recombination; DNA damage tolerance. Gene Ontology annotation, molecular function: ubiquitin-protein transferase activity.